Amphiprion ocellaris (clown anemonefish) is the source of this 6377-nucleotide messenger RNA. RefSeq names its product pleckstrin homology domain-containing family G member 3 (gene plekhg3). The record is from RefSeq and is a predicted model, not a curated record. The transcript is spliced from 18 exons. Gene Ontology annotation, molecular function: guanyl-nucleotide exchange factor activity. Bases 104 to 4318 code for a protein of 1404 amino acids. Lineage: Eukaryota; Metazoa; Chordata; Actinopteri; Pomacentridae.
UACAGCUGCAGGAAAAUUGAACUCUUUCUCCUAUUUGGCUGUUUUGAUUUUUCUUUUUCAAUCUUUGUGGAGAAGUGGUCUGUGGGGGAUCAUUUGGGAGUUGAUGGGGUAUCAGAGGAGCAUGUGGCGGGUUCUGGCCAGAGGAGGAGGAGGAGGAGGAGGAGAUGUUGCUGUGGUGAGGUGUUCAUGUUCAGAUGAGGAGGUGAGCAUCUCCUUCAGAAGUGUUGUGGACGAUCGGCGGCUCAGACGAGUGUUUGUACGCCGCUGGUUCGGGGGACUAUCACUGUCUCUGAUCUUCAGAUAUUUAGCUAAACCCUCAGAGGACUGGUUCGCUGAGUCCCCCCGCCUGUCUACCGCCUCCAUCAGCAGUGAUGAGCGCGCUCCGUCGGCCACACCCUCCGACUCCUCUGACCUGCCGACGUCUGACCGGCGCCCAGCGAGUCUGAUCUCCACGCUGUCCUCGGGCUCGGGAUCCUCCAGAGACGACAACCUCGUCCCCCCUCCGUCAUCCGCCCAAUCCUCUGAUCCCGACAUCAACCUGGACCUGAGCCCCACUGGGGGCGCCGCAGACGCUGAGGGGAAGACCCCGCAGUCUAACAGGAAGGGGCGGAGCUUCAUUCACAACAGCAAUAACAACAACAAAGAGCGGACAGCAAGUCGAGCCUCCAGCCGCCGGCAGCCGGCGUCACCAUUCAACAGCGGCAGCAUGGCGCCCAACCCCCAGCUAACCUACCUGGACCGUGUCGUCAUGGAGAUCAUUGAGACGGAGAGGAUGUACGUCAGAGACCUGCGCAUGAUCGUAGAGGACUACCUGGCUCACAUCAUUGAUCAGUCUGAUUUAUCGAUCCGACCCGAGCAGGUCUGCUCUCUGUUUGGAAACAUCGAGGACAUCUAUGAGUUCAACAGUGAGCUGCUUCAGGCUCUCGAUAUGUGUGACAACGACCCCGUCGCUGUCGCCAGGUGCUUCGUCAUGAAGAGCGAGUACUUUGAGAUCUACACGCAGUACUGCACCAACUACCCAAAUUCAGUCGCUGCACUGACUGAGUGCAUGAGGAAUAAAUCUCUGGCAAAGUUUUUCCGGGAGCGUCAGGCGUCGCUGAAGCGGUCGCUACCUUUGGGUUCAUACCUGCUCAAACCUGUUCAGAGGAUCCUCAAAUACCACCUGCUGCUCCAGGAGAUAGCGAAGCACUUUGACCCAGAGGAGGAGGGUUAUGAGGUGGUGGAGGAGGCCAUCUACACCAUGACAGGAGUGGCCUGGUACAUCAACGACAUGAAGAGGAAACAUGAGCACGCUGUCAGACUGCAGGAGGUUCAGUCGUUGCUGCUGAACUGGAAAGGUCCUGAUCUCACCACAUAUGGAGAACUGGUUCUUGAAGGAACCUUUAAGGUUCAUCGAGCCAAAAACGAGAGAACGCUCUUCCUGUUCGACCGCAUGCUGCUCAUCACCAAACGCCGCGGAGAACACUAUGUCUACAAGACACACAUCUCUUGCUCCACUCUGAUGCUGAUCGAAAGUGCCAAAGACUCUCUGAGCUUCAGCGUCACGCAUUACAAACACCCCAAACAGCCUCACACUGUCCAGGCAAAGACGGUGGAAGAAAAGAAGCUGUGGGCUCAUCACAUCAAACGCAUCAUUCUGGAAAACCACCAUGCCAUCAUCCCACAGAAGGCUAAAGAGGCCAUCCUGGAAAUGGAUUCCAUCUACCCUUCCAAGUACCGUUACAGUCCAGAGCGUCUGAAGAAAGCUCUGUCCUGCCAGUCUGAUGAGUUUCCACGAGACGCUCGUCAAGGCCGCCGACAGUCAGAGCCAAUCAAGCAAAUGAAGAACUCCAAAGCGACCCUGCAGGAGGCAGAGGGAGACAGCUCUAACAAAGAAAAUGGCCGACUUCGUGAAGAAGACGAGUCAGGUGGAACUGAACCAACACCCGAGCAACCAUGUGCAGAUAAGCUGCCACAGGAGAAGACAUCUGAGCCAACAGAAAACCCUGAACCAGAACUGUCCUCUGAUUUGGAACCUUACAUGAUCUCAGCUUCCCCUAAAAAGUCGGAAGAACUGAAACCUGAAGAAGGUCCAGAGCCCACAGAGGAACCGUGCUCCACCACACCUGAUUCAGAUUCAAAGACGCUGAGCAGCGGGGAAUCCUCCGAGGAGGAGGACGACGAGAAGGAGGCAGCAGAGAAGGUGCUCAAAUCCCCCAGCAUCCUCCCAUCCUCGGUCCUCGACAAAGCCAGUGCCAUCGCUCAGCACUUCACCAACAGCAUCAAGCGAGGCAGCGUGGCCCAGGACGACGCCCGUUCUCUUGGCUGUGCUUCACCUCGGUUACCCAGCAGGACUGGCAGCAGCGUCAGCCUCUGUACCGAACCAGCCGACCGACCUCUGCGGCUCAACAGUAUCUCUUCUGAUUCUGUCGAGACCUUUGGUGUGACAGAUUUGACCAUGUUGUCUCCUCGGGAUGACAGUCUCUUCGACGCUGACAGAUGCAUUCGGCGGAGGCGGGACUCCACCCUGUCCAAGCAGGACCAACUGCUCAUCGGGAAAAUCAAGACUUACUACGAAAAUGCCGAAAACCAGGAUGCAACCUUCAGCCUCCAGCGCAGAGAGAGUCUGACAUACAUCCCGACGGGGCUGGUCAGGAGCUCCGUCAGCCGGUUCAAUAGCAUCCCAAGGGAUGAGACCGUCCAGACAAACCCCUCCACUAGUCUGGACCCUUCCUCUGAGGACUCCAACUCAGCUUUACCCUCAGAUCACAUGGUCUCCAGUGAAUCUCUGGACUUGCUGAAGUCUGAUCGGAGAAGCACCGAUCUAGAAGAUUCUGGAGAGAGCCACAAGUCCAGGUCUCAAAGCAUGCAGGAUAAUCCAUCUGAGGAUGAAGACUUCAGACCUUCAUCUGAAAUGAUCAAGAUCUGGCAGGCGAUGGAGCGAGAGAUCACAAGAUCUCAGAGUGACAAUGGAGGGCGAGACAGAUCCAGAGAAGCUUCAAGAACCUCCAGAGCGACUGGUGUUUCUAACCUGACCAAGGGCUGUGAUCGAGAGAGUGCAGCAUCUGACCUCAGCACCAUCACUGAGGAGUCCACCAGUCCUUCACCCCUCAAGUCUAAAGUCUCAGGGGUAAACCGGACAGGAAGUCUGAAGGACGCCCUGAAGGUGUUCGGGGAAGAGGCUUUCGUCCUCAGGGCUCCGGUCCCUCGGGUCGUCCAGUUGAGGGCAGAGUCAGAGCUGGAAAAGCCGAGUGAGGAUUCAAACCAGCUGGACGACGUGGACAUGGGGACGAGGAAAGUCCUCCAUCUGGCCCGUCAGUACAGCCAGCGAAUCAAAACCUCCAAACCGGUGGUCCGACAGCGAAGUCAGGGUGUCCUGAUCGCCAAGAAGAGCUUAGCUUGUGUAGUGGAGGAGGAGAGUUCAGGUAAACCCAACCUGACUCUUCCUCUGGUUUCUCAUAAGCAGUCAGCCUCUCUGCCGCUGAGCCCCAUAGAUCAGAUCAGAUCUCCGGCACCUGGCCUCUCCUGCAGCUCAGUGGGUGGCUCCAGGGGUGUGUCCCCGAGUCGGGCUCGCUCUCGCAGCCCCCUCAGUCCUCCCCCUCCCAUCGAGGGCUUCAACUGGCCUGAUGUCAGUGAGCUCCGCUCCAAAUACUCCGACCACAGUCAGAAGACUCCAGUCGGUCGCAGUCGCUCCAUCCCAGAGCAGAUGUUGGAUGGCAGUCUAAGGAGGCACUCCAGCUGCUCCUCCAGCCUCCUGCUCGAUGACGGAGCUUCCAGUGAGGGUCCUUCAUACAAGCCACGAGGCAGCCGGGACGCCAGCCGGGAGGAGCACAGCAAACGCCUUCACAGAGCCAAUUCUCUGGACCCUCGACUGAGCGGGGCUCAAAUGUCUGAGCUGCAGAAGCUCCAGGACCAGGUUGCACAUGGCAACUACGAUGGUUACUACAUCGCAGCUGAGGCACCGCUACAGAACGACCCCGAACACAAGAUCAUCGUCAUGGAGAAGCUUCCAGAGCCUCAAGGAACAUCCAAAGAACCUAAAGAAGAAGAUGACGACAGCUACGUCCAGAUCCGUUCACCGACCAGCCGAGAGAAGAUCUCCAUCAUGGCCGUCAUCGACCGUUGCAGGGCCUAUCAGGAGUCCGACGAAUAUAAACUGAGGGAGGAAGCAAAAGCCAAAAGUGAGCCAGCGAAGCCUCAAGAGCUCGAGAAGACUGCAGCAGCCUCUACUGCUCAGGAUGUUCCCCAGAGGUCGAGAUCAAACUCUGGACAGAAGACGGAAACCGCUCAGAAGAGCAUCGUGAAAAAUCUGAGAGAGAAGUUCCAGAGCCUGAGCUGAAUAAACGUUUCCACCAAACAAGACAUGAGGUCACAACUAUAGUAGCCCAAAGACAGAAACACAAGGCUAAGGCCAGGUUGUUUAAAGUAGUGAACUGCUGUCAGAGUUUUACCAGCAAAUAAAUACUCUACAGCAGACGAACAGCUGAUUAUUUCUUCUAAUCAUGAGAAAAAUCUUUUCAAUUGGAGACAUGUCUGAAAAAAAAUCUGUUAUGUCCAAAUUGUUGUGUUUAAAAGUUCAAAAGUGGAGAAAAAUAACAAAACAACCCAAACUGUCACUGUUACGUAAUCUGUGUGUAUAUAAAAUCAUUAUCGUGAUUGCAUUUAGAUGACCAAUGAGCUCUUGUGAUUUUUCAGCAACUUCUUAUGUACAAAAACCACUUUGUUGAUAUUACAUGCUCUUUUCCCAACGUCCUCUCUGGCAUUUUGUAGAUAACGCUCUAGAAUUAUGUAAAUAUCUUUAUGCAGCCGUUAAGUACAGAAUAUUUGUUAAAUUUUGUACGGGAUGUGGCACAUUGCACAGUUUCAGUACUUGGAGGAUGUUUGUUCUUCUCUUCAGUCGCUGUCAGUGAAAACACAGAUUUGAGGGAAUCAUCACUACACUAAAGGAGCAGUCCUCUUGUUCUGUUCGCAGCUGUAAAAGCUUCAGCAGUGACUUUAAUGCCUCCCCUUUUUCGAUUGAAUCACAUCUGUGUGCGAGAGGACUAACCACUAAAUCUGACCUCAUGUCUGCAACCGCCUCACACACCUCCUGGGAUUUAUGUUACAGGAACAGUCUGAUGCGGAAACGGAUCAAGUCUCUCUGAUGUGUUUAGCGUCGCUUAGCACAAAGACUGGAAAGCAGACUGUUAGCACAGCCCUAACCCAAGAGAAAGCCUUCAGACGCUUUAAGUCCAUGUGAUUCUCAUGUCCUAGGUUGUUUAUUGAACUUUGGCAAAACUCUCACGGAUUGAUCGUUUUUCUGCUGUUAGGAUUUUGUCCUUCAGGGCUGCCAGUGGAGUUGUGUCAGUCGCAAGAACUUUGUGUCAGUCAAUUGUCAAGUCUCACGUUCCCCAAGUUGAAACCAGCCAUUUGCAGCCAAUUUGUGCCAAGAGUUGGUGCCAGAGUUCAGUGAUUCUAACACUUGGCAAACAAAACUGAUCUUCUGCGGAUAAAAUACCAAAAUAAAAGCAUAUUGGGGUUGGAGAAGCUCUCGGGGCAUUGAUCGAACUCUCCUAAUGUUUAAACUUAGCUGAAGGUGCGAUCAUGAGAUUGUUAGCUGACAGAACAACAUCAGACUGUUCCUUUUCCCUCAUUUUGCUUUGGUUUUUUGAAAAUCUUCAGUAAACAGAUGAGCGACAUGCAAAAUGACACUGUACAUUUAGACUGCAGCCGGUCAGAUCAGUGUAUGGAGGACCAAACCUGCUUUACUAGGAGAAUGAUAUAUGAAUGCAUGCGAUUUUCCUUUUUAAUGAAAUACUGAAAUUAAUCAUUUAAUGUUAAAAGUGGAGUGACCUAGUAAAUGAAAUUGCUGUGGAAUUAUUUUCUGAUGGUAAAAAAUGAAAUUGUUUAUGAGAUGUUUUACUAUUUUUUUCCACAGACAUACAAGCAAAGCAGUGACCAAAGAGAUUUUACCACUGAUGUAGCAGUUAUGAGUAAUUUAUUUAUUAAGUACUCCUGAAUAUAUUUGUUGAUUUUCGUGCCUUUUUUGUAAUUAGUGUAAAGUUUAUUUGGACAUUUAAUUUGUUCAUUCCAUAAUUUCCUAACAAGCCACGUUUUGUUCUCCGUACACUUUGCUCAGAGGCACUUUGGCACGUUCGAACCUGUGACUUUCGUGUGACCACUGGUCCACCUGCACAUCUCCUGUUCCUCAGUCAGUCAACCACUGUUAACAGUCAGGCUCCCUCCUGUGCUGUACCUGCUAUUUAUUUGACCUGAUGUAAAUAGAAACACAUAUAUUGUCUGUCUUUCUAUAACUGUGGUUAUAUAAAUAUAUAUAUAUGUGUGUGUGUGUGUGUGUUGCACGUACAAACAUGUUUGUAUGUUUUGUUCCACAUUAAAACCACACAUACAAGAACAAA